GGCUGCACAUUGUGCUCAGACCGGGCCAGCCAGCCAAGGUUACACAGUCGUUUUCUCUCCCCGCCUCUGAAGGUAGACAGUCCACGGCAAACAGCUGCGGCUCUUCAUCCACACUCAACAUUUCGCCACCGGACGGCUGGGGGACUUUGUGGUGACAAAUGGAGACCUUCAAUCAUAAACUGAACACUUACAUAGGGUCAUGGAUGGGUCCCAGAGAUCAGCGAGUGAAGGGAUGGCUGCUGCUGGACAACUACCCACCAACCUUUGCACUCACAGUCAUGUACCUUCUGAUCGUGUGGAUGGGGCCCAAGUACAUGAAACACAGGCAGCCGUACUCCUGCAGAGGCCUCCUGGUGCUCUACAAUCUGGGCCUCACACUCUUGUCUUUCUACAUGUUCUAUGAGCUUGUUACUGCUGUGUGGCACGGUGGCUACAACUUCUACUGCCAGGACACUCACAGUGCACAGGAAGUGGAUAAUAAGAUUAUAAAUGUCCUGUGGUGGUAUUACUUCUCCAAGCUCAUCGAAUUCAUGGACACAUUUUUCUUCAUACUACGAAAGAAUAAUCAUCAGAUCACGUUUCUUCACAUCUACCACCACGCUACCAUGCUGAAUAUCUGGUGGUUCGUUAUGAACUGGAUACCCUGCGGCCAUUCGUACUUCGGUGCGUCCCUAAACAGCUUCGUCCACGUCGUGAUGUAUUCUUACUACGGCCUCUCAGCCAUCCCAGCCAUGCGGCCGUACCUUUGGUGGAAGAAAUACAUCACGCAGUUACAGCUGAUCCAGUUCUUUUUAACCAUGUCCCAGACAAUGUGUGCAGUCAUAUGGCCAUGUGACUUCCCCAUGGGAUGGCUGUACUUCCAAAUAAGUUACAUGGUCACCCUCAUUAUCCUUUUCUCAAACUUCUACAUUCAGACGUACAAGAAGCACAGUGGUUCUCUAAAGAAGGAGCACCAGAACGGCUCUCCUGUAUCAACAAAUGGACAUGCAAAUGGGACGCCAUCUAUGGAGCACAAUGUACACAAGAAACUGAGGGUGGAUUGACAUUUGCGAAACCGAUGCUCACUGUAGUGUGUUAGCUAAUGCUGCUAGGAGGUAUAAUUAUCUUCUUAUCUAGAAUAAUCUAGCAUUCACUUGAUGAAAUAAGCCAUAGCCACAUAUAUCCAGAGACUUUCCAUGUUUUUGCACACACUGCUACUCAUGGCAUUGAAUUAUGAAAUUAAUAUAGUUUAAGGAGAAGAGUAUUGUAGUAUGGCUGACGCUGCACAACGUGUCCUCCCCCACCCUCUAGAGGAAAUUCAUUCCAAAGCGAAAGAUCUUGUUCUUGCUACCAGCAAACAAACACAUAUUCUGACUCAUUCAACGAUGCUUUACACACAGGAAGUCCAAAGAUGAAAGCUCCAGCGAGUGUGUUGGCAGCUGAAGGUUUCAUUACACUCAGUGACAUCAACUUAAGGGACAAUUAAAACAACACAGUGCUUACUAUCGUCUUUAAUGUCUAACUAGAGCAUGCAUCUUGCGUCUUGCCUUAUCUAACUCCUGCCUGUGCUAAAUUUUGCCCUGUAUAACUGUAAUGCAUUUUAUUAGUAGGUAUUGUAGUAACAGCAGAAGUUGCAUAUUGCUGUAUAUUUGCAGCGCAGGGUCUUCAAUUUGGAAUAUUUAGCCAUCUAACCAAAGCAUAACCAAAGCAUAUAAUGUACAUUCAUAUGCAAGGCUUCAUUUUUAAACCAGUUCAAGACACAGUUUUAGAGGGCAGUUGUUGUGUUUUAUGAGCACAAUUUAAACUCAGUCCUCCUUAGAAUCCCCCAUGUUACAAAGAUCAGUUUUUCUCCUUUCUCACUGUGUUAUAUCUACUAUAGCUUUAUCCGGUAAAUGCAGUUAGAACUUCAAAAAACACUUUAUAUUCAAAUAAAUUUUACUAUAUAGUUGAGAAUGAAAGCUCGCUAUUGACCAUGGAAACAGCAGACGAAAAAACAAUCUCACCACAGUGUCCAUUUACAGCAGUAGAUGCUCUGGUGGUUUUGCUUGUCACACCAUCUUCACCAACACAUGGAUUUUUCCCAGGUGUCAAGAGAAGUUCUUAACAUGCUCAGAAAAAUCGAAACAUAAACCUCAUCUUGAGGUUUCUGUUUUAAUGUUUUAAUCAUCAUGAGCUGCUGGACACUUGAACUUCACCCUAGGGGAUAAAUAAAGUAUAGAUCUAUCUAUUUGCUGAGGGAGAUCAGAUGAUACAAACAAAAGCGCCAGAACAGCUACUAAAUGGACCUCGUAGUGGAAUUAUUUUGUCAAUUAGUUAUUUUUUUUCUAUACAUAAAUAGGGUGCCUUCUGGACCAGUUAAUUUGGUUUCUAAUGUAGCAUUUCUCAUCUUUUCAAUAUGCUUUCAUCCUGGCUCAUGUUGGUCCAUUUCAGACUAAUGUGUGUCAAACUUCCUGUUCAAAUCCUGUGCCUGACUCUUCACUUGUUUUUUUUUUUUGUU
Molecule: messenger RNA, 2476 nt
Organism: Seriola dumerili (greater amberjack)
Lineage: Eukaryota; Metazoa; Chordata; Actinopteri; Carangiformes; Carangidae
Gene: elovl5
Product: ELOVL fatty acid elongase 5
Exons: 8
Coding region: 159-1043 (294 amino acids)
Biological process (GO): fatty acid elongation, saturated fatty acid; sphingolipid biosynthetic process; fatty acid elongation, polyunsaturated fatty acid
Cellular component (GO): endoplasmic reticulum membrane; endoplasmic reticulum
Molecular function (GO): fatty acid elongase activity
Source: RefSeq, a predicted model, not a curated record